Messenger RNA from Pseudogymnoascus verrucosus, 1005 nucleotides. RefSeq lists its product as uncharacterized. The record is from RefSeq and is a predicted model, not a curated record. The coding region runs from base 1 to 1005 and encodes 334 amino acids. The transcript has 4 exons. Gene Ontology annotation, molecular function: oxidoreductase activity, acting on the CH-OH group of donors, NAD or NADP as acceptor. Lineage: Eukaryota; Fungi; Ascomycota; Leotiomycetes; Thelebolales; Thelebolaceae.
AUGGCUCUCCCUGCAAGCAAUGGGAAAACUAUCCUAAUAACAGGAAUCAAUGGCUACAUUGCAAGCGUUCUUGGACAGCUCCUCCUUAGCAAAGGGUACUCUAUCCGAGGCACAACUCGUCGCACCGUAGCUUCAGAUCCGCUUCUAAAAGGCCCAUAUGCUCUUUACAAAGACCGAAUCCAGAUCUAUGAGGUUCUAGAUAUGACUUCCACGGGAGCCUUUGAUGAAGCUGCUAAAGGUGUCCAUGGAAUUUUCCACGUUGCAUCUCCAGUCAGCUUUUUCCUUAACAGCUAUGAGGCCACUGUCGUUCCUGCUAUGAGAGGCACUGAGACUGCUAGAUAUAUUUUCACUGAAAAAGACUUUGCUCAUGUUGCCUUAGAUAUAGCUACCGAGAAUAAGGCUGAAGGGAUAAAGACCCUAGCAGGAAUUUUGUACUCGGCAAGCAAAACUGCUGCCGAGAGAACCGUGUGGAAGUACAGGGAAGAGCAUAAGCCACCGUUUGCAAUCUCAACAGUAAACCCAAGCGUGGUGAUAGGCCUACCAAUAAUCAUGCCAGAUAGUGGAUCAAAGCUGAACGAGACUCUCCUACUGAUAUAUAACAUUCUCUCCGGAUCCGUGUCUGAGAUGCCUGCACAGAUUAGAGGCGGCGCGUAUGUAGAUGUCAGAGACGUCGCAAAGGUGCACCUUUGGGCUUUUGAGAAUUCAGAAAAGGCAAAUGGAGAGAGGUAUAUUGCCGCCACCUCCUAUAGACCGCCGCAGGGGGUUGCGGAUAUCCUGCGUUACAAGUAUAGGGGGACUAAGAUCGCAGAAAAGAUUAUUGUAGGCAAUCCUGGAGAGGGUUACAUUGGCUAUAACAAAGAGACUGGAGAGGUUUCUCAGCCCGAUUAUCUCCCAGAAUCUCCGCGACCCUCCGCGAAGAAGGCCCAGGAGUCAAUUGGGCUCACGUGGAUUCCAUUCAAACAGAGUGUCAUAGAAACCGCAGGGGUAUUAGAGGCUCUGUUGUGA